This is a messenger RNA of Daucus carota subsp. sativus, 1737 nucleotides long. RefSeq lists its product as uncharacterized. Gene Ontology annotation, molecular function: clathrin binding. The transcript has 6 exons. Gene Ontology annotation, cellular component: cytoplasm; intracellular membrane-bounded organelle; vesicle. Gene Ontology annotation, biological process: clathrin-dependent endocytosis; clathrin coat disassembly. The coding region runs from base 117 to 1511 and encodes 464 amino acids. The record is from RefSeq and is a predicted model, not a curated record. NCBI's taxonomy places the organism in Eukaryota, Viridiplantae, Streptophyta, Magnoliopsida, Apiales, Apiaceae.
CCUUUUUGACUAAGCAAGCUACAAAGAUUACAGACACUCUAGAAAAGCAUCCUUAAAAAUAUUCAGUAGGUUACACAACCCAAACUCGAAAUCCGAAGCAAAUCUUUGCAAGAGAAAUGGACGAGUCAUGGCGAAUGCCGAUGGGAAUGUCCUCGGCAAACCCUUCAAUCCCACGUCGAAAAUCGACUGAACAACACGCUUCUUGCAAGCCUUCCUCCGGUGAGCCCAUGCCACUUGACCCCGAAGACUUCGACGAUGUCUUCGGGGGGCCACCACUUACUGUGCUUUCCCGCCAAUUCUCCCGCGGCGACAUGCAGAGUCUUUCGUACGAGCACAUUUUUCGGAAGCCCGAGAAAUUUGUUUCUCCGACGGGAACCGGGAGGAACUUGCCGGAAUUCAGGAUUCCGGCGCCCGGAGGAGGGAGGAGAGGGGAGGAGUUUUAUGUUGACAUGUUUGGGAAUGAGACGGAGGAGGGGAGGAGGUGUAGGUCGAGGUCGAAGUCGAAAACGACGAAUUCAAAGUCGAAUUCGUCGUCGGUUUUGAGUUCGGAGGAGUUGAGUCCGUUCCAGGCAGUGAUGAGUGAUGAAGAUGCUUCUUUCCCUGUGUUUGCUUCAAAGCUCAGGCCAAUAAAUGUGCCGUCUAGAUGGAAGACAUCAACAGCUAUGCACAAAGUAGUGCAGCAGAAACAGGGAAUGCCCAAUUAUUCCUGCUGUCGUCCUUCAGUCGCUGAAAAUGAACAUAUUGAUGGUUUUAAAAGCAUCGAUUUUGGAUUUUCUAGACGUGUGUCUUCUCCACAGACCUCGAACCUUGGACCUAAUUCAUAUAGUAGCUUCAAAGUAUCAGUCGAUGAUCUGGAGGUCAAUUCCCCUUCAUCUGUCGUAUCUUCCCUUCUUCAAGAACAACAAUACAGGACCAAUAAAAUUCAAGAAGAAGAGGAAGGUGAUGACGAUGAAGUAAUGAGCUCAUACAUUAUUGAGAUAAAUGGCGGUAACAAGGAACAAACAAAUAAAGUAGGAGGUGUUGCCGAAGCAGUUGAAUGGGCGAAGGGGAAAUUUCAGUCACAAAGUUCACUAGAAGAAUGGAGCAGUAGACAACCUGAGAAACCAGUUUUUGCAGAGAUGCCUGAAACCCCUGCUGUGCUUCCGUUCACAGAUGCACAAAUAUAUGGAUACGCAUCAUUGGGCUUACAAGUGAAGGAAAUGGCAUUACUAGAUGAAGAGAUAAGGUUGUGGUCGUCUGGAAAGAAAAGAAACAUUCAAUUGCUGAUCUCAACUUUACACGAAAUAUUGUGGCCAACUAGUGGCUGGUGCCCAGUGCCUCUAGGAAUUCUAAGUGAAAGCUCAAAUUUGAACAAGGCUUAUCAGAAAGCGCGACUGUGUCUGCAUCGGGCCAAACUGCAACAAAGAAGUGCAACUCCUCCGCAAAAGUAUAUUGCAGAGAAGGCACUUUCCAUCCUUCAGGAUGCCUGGGCUACAUAUACUUCCCAAGAUAUUAAAACAACUAGAGGAUAGACUAUUUUGUAAAGCUUGUAGCAGUAUAUUGUCAAUUCGGAUAAGAGUUUGGAUUUAAAGAGUUGUGGAACUCGGUGUGUUUUGUCGAAUUAAAUUCCAGUCUGAACUGCUUAUUAUAUGUUAGUUCUGCAACUGAAAGUUAAAGAUAUGCACAGAAGGAUCAUGCAAGUUUUGUAUCAUAUAUAUACUCAUACAUUGUAGUGUUUAUAUGAAAUACUCUGUAUCA